AUGCAUAAUCAAAUGGAAGAAAGAUCAGAGGAUACAUUUAGAAAUGAAAAUGUAGAUGAUAAACAAGAAUUAAUUAAUCAAAUUAUGGAUAAUGAAAGAGUAUAUUUACAUAUAUUUGAUUAUGAAACAAGAGAAUUUAGUGGUUUAACAACAUAUCAUGGUUUGGUUAGAAUUUAUAAUUCAAAAACAUGGCCUAGUAGGAUAUUUUGGUGUUGUGUUGUAAUGUCAUGUUUAUCUUUAUUUAUGAUACAUUCAGGUAUAUUAUUAUGGACUUAUCAUCAAAAACCAACAUUAACACAAGUAAAUAUUAUUGUUCCUGAAAAAGGUAUAAUUUUUCCUGAAGUAACAAUAUGUAAUAUAAAUCCUAUAUCUUUUAAAAAAACACAAAAUUGGAAUAUGUCUGAUGAAGUAUUAGAUUAUGUUUUAAAAGCAUAUAAUGAUGAUGCAUCAGCUUCUGAAAUCAUUUUAACAAAACAAGAAGAAAAAUUUCAAAAUUAUUUAAAAAUUUAUUAUAAUAAUACUAAAAAAAAUUUUAGUUUUUUUGAUUUUUUUUAUAAUACUGGUCAUGAUUGUAAUAGUAUGAUUAAGGCAUGUUCAUGGGGUGGUGAAAUUAUUAAAAAUUGUUGCUCAAAGGUAGAAUAUGUUAUGACUGAUUAUGGAAGAUGUUUAAAAUUUAGUAAUAAAGAUCAACAAUUAAAACAAAGAUUUAGUGGUAGUCAUUUUGGAUGGGAAUUUGUUAUUGAUAUAAAGUAUAAUGAUAGACCACAAGAAUUACCACCUGAUUUUUCGGAUGUAGGAAUUAAAAUGUUAAUUCAUGAGGUUGAUAAGACAUCGAUGAUACGUAGUAAUGGUAUUGGAAUACCAGUUGGAAGUAAAUUAUAUGCUGGAUUAGAUGUAAAAAAUAUAACAUUAUUACCUAAAGAUGAUUGGGGAAAUUGUCAAAAAAAUUGGGAUCCUUCAAUUCAUGGUGAUAAUUUAAUAAAUCAUACAUAUUCAACUGGAAUGUGUCAAAGAAAUUGUAUGAUUAAAAAAAUGAAAGAACAAUGUAAUUGUGUUUCUUUAUCAAGAUUAGGACAUAUUAUUAAUGAAAAAAUAUGUAGUCCUUUAGAAUUAUAUAAUUGUAUGAAAAAAAUAACUGGAAAUCAUAAUUAUUUAAAUUGUCAAUGUAAUGUAGAAUGUUUUAGAAUUGAGUAUUCAGUACAUACAAGUUAUUCACGAUUACAUUAUACUUCAAAACAUUUAAAUAAUAUAUAUAAUGUUACUAAGGAUUAUUUUAUUAAUAAUUAUGUUGGUACUGCUAUAUACUUUAGAGAAAUAACAUAUGAAUUACAUGAACAACAGAAACAAAUGCAAACAGCAGAUUUACUUUCAAAUAUUGCAGGAAGUAUGGGAUUAUUUUUAGGAAUGAGUACUGUUACACUAUUAGAAAUUUUUAUAUAUUUAUUUAAAUCUAUUUGGGGAAAUGUUAAUAAAGAUAGACAGACACAAUUUACUGAAGCAAUGCUUGAAGAAUAUGCUGAUGAAAUUAAUAAUGAUAUCAUAGUUAUGUCAUCGGAUAAUAAUAAACCUAUACCUGAAAUAGAAAAAGAUAUUAAAAAUAAUGAAAGAAGAUUUUCUAUAUUUAAUAUUAAUAAAGAUCCUAUUGAAAGAAAAAAUAGUAUGGUAACAUCAAAUAUUACAUCACUUCAAAAAAAAACAUUUGAUGAUAUAAUUAGAAGAAAUAGUAUUAAUCCAACAUCUAUUAGUGUUCAUCCACCAUCACAUCAUUUGAAUGUUUUUAAUAAUAUUGCAAGAAGACCAUCUCAAAAUUUUAUUACUUCAUCUCAAAGACCAUCUUUUAUGGGAAGACAUUCAUUUCAAGUUGAUGAAAACAAAUUAUAUUCACAAAUACCAAACAAUUCAAAUAUUCCUGUUAUUAUAAAUCAACCAGUUUCAUCACAACCACGACGUUUAUCAAUAUUUGAUGCUUUUCAAAGGCAAAAUUUAAACAACGAUCAAAAUCAGUAUCGUAGAAAUUUUAAUGCCAGACGAAAUUCAGCUUUCAUACCAAAUAAUUUGUCUACAAAUAUAAAUCAAGAAACUCCUGAUAAACAAAUAACUAUUGUAUUAAAUAAAAAUAAUAAUCGAAGAUAUUCAACACAAUUUCCUACACGACAUAGAGAUAGUUUUAUAUAUUAA
Strongyloides ratti is the source of this 2178-nucleotide messenger RNA. RefSeq names its product Na+ channel, amiloride-sensitive family-containing protein. The coding region runs from base 1 to 2178 and encodes 725 amino acids. Lineage: Eukaryota; Metazoa; Nematoda; Chromadorea; Rhabditida; Strongyloididae. The record is from RefSeq and is a predicted model, not a curated record. The transcript has 3 exons. Gene Ontology annotation, cellular component: membrane. Gene Ontology annotation, biological process: sodium ion transmembrane transport. Gene Ontology annotation, molecular function: ligand-gated sodium channel activity.